Molecule: messenger RNA, 4042 nt
Organism: Rhinolophus ferrumequinum (greater horseshoe bat)
Lineage: Eukaryota; Metazoa; Chordata; Mammalia; Chiroptera; Rhinolophidae
Gene: ARHGEF16
Product: Rho guanine nucleotide exchange factor 16
Exons: 15
Coding region: 432-2780 (782 amino acids)
Biological process (GO): activation of GTPase activity
Molecular function (GO): guanyl-nucleotide exchange factor activity; protein binding
Source: RefSeq, a predicted model, not a curated record
AGAAGAGGUCUGAGUCAGGAGGCAACUUCAGUGUGUUCAUGCUUGUCGGGUUUUCCAGACGGAUUAACCAGAGAGAACACACAGGUGAGAGAAGUUACCGCUGGAAACAUCUGGACUUAGAAGACACACGUUGGAAGGAUGCAUGAGUACCAGGCUCAGGGAGUGGGUCCGUUCCCGUGAGCGCCGGAGCCCUGGGCGAAAGCUGGGAGACCCACACCCCCAGCAGGGCCGAGGAGGGCCCCAUCAUCCGAGGACGGACCUCGGAUACCUCACCAGAGUGGAAGCUGGAAGACAAAGGAAGAAGGGUCCUCCCUCUGGAAGAAAAUAACCACUGACGGGACUUUAAACUCAGCCACGUCACCAGUCCAGGGGAAGGAGAAGGAAGACAUUUCAAAGACCUACUUUCUGGUCACUUCCUCUGAAGGAGGGACAUGCCAGAGCCCGGGAGGGAGAGGAGCAGGAUGGAGGAGGGUCUGGACCGCUGGGCGAGCUCCAGCCCAAAAGCAGGGGACAGGCCAGGGAGAGAGGACAGGGUGGCUGAGGGCACACGGGGCUGCUGUCCUGGUGGUAUGGAGCGCGUGAUGAAGACACACCACGCGGGGACGCUGGAACACGUCCAGGAGGAAAGCCGCAGGACCCUGUGGCCGCCCAGCAUGUCCCAGCGGCACUCAGACAGCUCCUUGGAAGAAAAGAUGCUGGAAUGCCGCUUCCACUCAGAGCUGCAGCUGGAUGCCAAGGGGAGCCCAGCACCCAGGCUCCCGAUGGUCCGGCGGUCCCUGAGGGUCACGGACAGUGCUGCCUCCCAGCCUGAUGUCCCAGGUCCCCCGCCUCCAACCUCCGAGGACACGGAGCCACAGACGGUCAUUCUGAGUACGCAGAGCCCCGCAGCCCUCAAGGUGGGCACGGAGCAGCUGAUCCCCCGGAGCCUGGCCGUGUCCAGCAAGGCCAAGGCCCCCGCCCGACACCAGAGCUUCGGGGCAGCCAUGCUCAGCAAGGAGGCUGCCCGGCGGGAUCCCCGGCUCGUCGCGGCCCCCAGCUUUUCCCUGGAUGACAUGGACAUGGACGUGGGCCCUGGGAGGACGCUGACACGGAACCUGCGUAACCAGUCCUACCGCGCGGCCAUGAAGGGCCUGGGGACGCCGGGCAGCCAGGUGGGCCCCGUCCACCUGAGCCCCAAACUCCAGGCUCUGGCCGAGGAGUCCAGCCAGCCUCCUGCUCGGUGCCCAGCCAAAAAUAAGAGAACACUGGGGCGGAAACGUCCACACAAAGGCUCCUUCAAGGAUGACCCGCGGUUCUACCAGGAGAUCCGGGAACGGGGCCUGAACACCAGCCAGGAGUCUGACGAUGACCUGCUAGACGAGCCCUACGGCCCCCAGGGGACCCAGAAGGUGGCUGCCCCCAUCGUGGUCAAGAACUACCGGCCCCCCCAAGUCACCUGGAGCCAGCUCCCGGAGGUGGUGGAGUCGGGCAUCUUGGACUCGCUGCCAGCAGAGGAGCGCAAGAGGCAGGAGGCCAUCUUUGAGAUCCUGACGUCCGAGUUCUCCUACCAGCACAGCCUGGGCAUCCUGGUAGCCGAGUUCCUGCAGUCCAGAGAGCUGCGGGCGACCAUGACCCAGACGGAGCACCACCACCUCUUCUCCAACAUCCUGGACGUCCUGAGCGCCAGUCAGAAGUUCUUUGAGGACCUGGAGCGGCGGCACAAGGCACAGGUGUGCGUGGAGGACAUCAGUGACAUCCUGGAAGAGCACGCCGAGCGACACUUCCACCCCUACAUCGCCUACUGCUCCAAUGAGGUCUACCAGCAGCGUGCCCUGCAGAAGCUGACAAGCAGCAAUGCCACCUUCCGAGAGGUCCUCCGGGAGAUCGAGAAGCGGCCCGCGUGCGGGGGCCUGCCCAUGAUCUCCUUCCUGAUCCUCCCCAUGCAGAGGGUGACCCGGCUGCCUCUGCUGACGGACACACUCUGCCUGAAGACCCAGGGCCACCCCGAGAGGUACAAGGCUGCCAGCCGCGCGCUGAAGGCCAUCAGUAAGCUGGUGAAGCAGUGUAACGAGGGGGCCCACAAGAUGGAGCGCACAGAGCAGAUGUACACGCUGCACACACAGCUGGACUUCAGCAAGGUCAAGUCCCUCCCGCUGAUCUCCGCCUCCCGCUGGCUGCUGAAGCGCGGGGAGCUCUCUGUGAUAGAAGAGGCCGGGCUUUUCCGGAAGCUCGCCAGCCGGCCCACGUGCUACCUGUUCCUGUUCAACGACGUCCUGGUGAUCACCAAAAAGAAGAGUGAGGACAGCUUUGUGGUCCAGGACUACGCCCAGGUGGGCCACAUCCAGGUCCAGAAGAUGGAGGCCUCGGAGCUCCCUCUGCCGGGGGGCGGCAACCGCAGCUCCUGCGUCCCGCACCCCUUCCAGGUGACCCUGCUCCAGAACAGUGAGGGCCGCCAGGAGAGGAUCCUGCUGUCUUCUGACUCUGCGAGUGACCAGGCCCGCUGGAUCACAGCACUCACGCACAGCGAGCGGCAGGAGCAAGGCCCCGCCAACAAGGGAGACCUGCUCCAGGUGGAGAUCACCAAGGCCUACCUGGCCAAGCAGGUGGAUGAGAUCACGCUGCAGCAGGCGGAUGUGGUCCUGAUCCUGCAGCAGGAAGACGGAUGGUUGUACGGCGAGAGGCUGCGGGACGGAGACAUGGGCUGGUUCCCCGAGGAGUUCGCCCGGAGCAUCACCAACCGAGUGGCCGUGGAAGGCAACGUGCGCAGGAUGGAGCGUCUGCGGGUGGAGACGGACGUGUAGCCGCUCUGCGCGGCACCUCGAGAGGCAGCUUUAGUCCACACACCAGCACGUGGCCGUGCCAGGCUCCAGGGAUAGGCUCGUCCCAGGAGCCUGAACUGUCCUGGAUCUCCCCGAGGCCGCAUGGGCCCCAGUGAUGACUCCAGACACUUCGCGGGGAAGGUCACACUUGCCCCCCACCCGAGGGAGCACCCUCACAGGACCACACCAGCCCUGCUCACGGGCCCCGCCCCACCCCUUCUGUGUGCCCACAGGAUGGUCGUGCCACGCGACGCAGGGUAGAGGAUGGCCCUGAGCACAGGCCGUCUCCCUUCUGCGCCUCUCCUGCCCGUGUGGGACAAGGAGGGCCUUGAGUUCCCAGGGCUGCCCCCUACUUUCCGGGAGGAGGGCCGGCUAGAGGGGGCUGACCCUGUGGUGCCAGCGCUGUAAUUGUGACUGAGGUUUCCGGCGACAUUAAAGUAUUUCCAGAACUCCUGGAUUUCUAUAGCAAAUCUGAGUCCAGGCAAAGGCCACAUGAGUCCCCAGGAGACUCCCCAAGGUACCUGGGUUGGGACUGGUCCAUGUGGUCACCGUGCUGGGGUCAGUCCAUUGUCUGGGACCCCAUUCACGGUCAUUCCUGGCUCUCCCUGGGCCCUGGCCUGUCCAUCUGGUGCACCACAGGCAAGGCCAGCGAGUCUGGGGGCUCGAGGACACAGCAGAGCCUGUGGGGACCCCUCUGGGGUGUCCUCACAGCCUCAACUCCCAGACCUCUGCUCCCCUAGGAGGGAGGACAUGCAGGUGGGAAAAGCAGGCAGCCCUCUGGGCUGGGAAGGUCCUGCUGGGGGGCCGGGGGAAAAUGGUUUUUCCGGGGGUAGAGGGGUGUUGUUGGCUGCCUGGCCAGGCUCAAGGACCAGUCCACUCCCCUGGGAAGCCCCCCGCAAUAUUCCUGAUGCCCAUCCUGUGCCCCUCAGCUGGGGUGGAGGCUGCCAGCUUUGUAUGACAGCCAGGGAUGCAGCUACCCCCUGCCCAGAAGUGGGUGGUUAGGGAGGUCUGCCUCUGGACCGGGUGGUAGAGGGAGUUCAGCACCAGGAGGGUGGGGCUUCUCCUCCCCACUGCCCUCCAUCGUGACCUCUGGGCCAGGCCUAGGUCAGAGCCCAAGCAGGGCUGUCCUGGGCAGGAGUUUUGGGGGGUGAGGAGGCCAAGCCAGGGAGAGGUAUGGCCUGGGGGGGUCAGGCCCAGCCCCUCACUUCCUGGAUAGGUGGAAAUCUGGGGCCUUCAUUUCCCCA